Molecule: messenger RNA, 6893 nt
Organism: Choloepus didactylus (southern two-toed sloth)
Lineage: Eukaryota; Metazoa; Chordata; Mammalia; Pilosa; Megalonychidae
Gene: PRMT9
Product: protein arginine methyltransferase 9
Exons: 13
Coding region: 188-2827 (879 amino acids)
Biological process (GO): peptidyl-arginine methylation
Molecular function (GO): protein-arginine omega-N monomethyltransferase activity; protein binding
Source: RefSeq, a predicted model, not a curated record
GCGGGCUGCCAGGCUAGGAGAGGGCGGCAUUUUAGGCUAGGCGGAGACGCGUUCUCACACCUGCGACGGAAGGCUAACUUUAGCUUUAGUUAGUUGCAUGUAAGUGUAGCCAUCCAGUUUUCCCGUUUCGUUUGCAAAAAGCACCUUCCCUUUUGUUAUACAAGCGGCUUAGGGCGGCGCCAGCAUCAUGCCGAACUCGCGACCCAGGCCCCGCAGGGGCGCAGGGGGUGGCGCGGAGACUGCCGGCCGGGACGAGCUUGUGUCGCGGUCCUUGCAGAGCGCUGAGCACUGUCUGGGUGCCCAAGACUUCGGCACCGCUUAUGCCCACUACCUCCUUGUGCUCAGCUUGGCGCCAGAGCUGAAAGACGAUGUGAAGGAAACUUUUCAGUAUACACUCUUCAGAUGGGCUGAAGAGCUUGAUGCUCUUAAUCGAAUUCAAGACUUACUUGGUUGCUAUGAGCAGGCCAUGGAACUGUUUCCUGAUGAUGAAGUAAUUUGCAAUAGUAUGGGAGAGCAUCUUUUCAGAAUGGGCUUUAGAGAUGAAGCAGCCGGAUAUUUUCAUAAAGCUGUGAAACUAAACCCUGAUUUCAACGAUGCAAAGGAGAAUUUUUAUCGGGUUGCAAACUGGUUGGUGGAACGCUGGCACUUUAUCAUGCUUAAUGACACCAAGAGGAAUAUGAUUUAUAACGCAGCAAUCCAAAAGGCGGUUUGCUCAGGUUCUAAAAGUGUUUUGGACAUUGGAGCAGGAACUGGAAUACUAAGCAUGUUUGCUAAAAAAGCUGGCGCGCACUCGGUAUAUGCCUGUGAGUUAUCCAAGACCAUGUAUGAACUUGCUUGUGAUGUAAUGGCAGCAAACAAGAUGGAAGCAGGAAUCAAACUCUUACAUAUGAAGUCACUUGACAUAGAAAUUCCAAAGCAUAUUCCUGAAAGAGUGUCCCUAGUUGUAACAGAAACUGUCGAUGCAGGUUUAUUUGGAGAAGGGAUUGUGGAGAGUUUGAUUCAUGCAUGGGAGCAUUUACUUCUGCAGCCAAAGACCAAAGGUGAAGAUGUUAAUUGUGAAAAGUAUGGGAAAGUUAUACCAGCAAGUGCUGUUGUAUUUGGGAUGGCAGUAGAAUGUGCAGAGAUUAGAAGACAUCAUAGGGUAGAUAUUAAGGAUGUUGCUGGAGUCUGUUUGCCAACAAAUGUGAAAUUUCAGAGUCCAGCCUAUUCUUGUAUAGAUUCUGAAGAAACAGUUGAACCUUAUACAACUGAGAAGAUGAAUCGAGUUCCUGGGGGAUAUUUGGCUUUGACAGAGUGCUUUGAAAUUAUGACAGUAGAUUUCAACAAUCUUCAGGAAUUAAAAAGUCUUGCAACUAAAAAACCAGAUAAAAUUGGCAUUCCUGUUAUAAAAGAAGGCAUACUAGAUGCUAUUGUGGUUUGGUUUGUACUCCAGCUUGAUGAUGAACACAGCUUAUCUACAAGUCCUAGUGAGGAAACAUGUUGGGAACAGGCUGUUUACCCUGUACAGGACCUUGCAGACUAUCGGAUAAAGCCAGGGGACCAUGUGAUGAUAGAAGUGUCUUGUCAAGACUGUUACUUAAGAAUCCAGAGUAUCAGUGUCUUGGGUUUGGAACAUGAAAUGGAUGUUACAAAAAGUUUUACUCAGAAUAAAGACUUGCUAUCUUUAGGAAAUGAGGCCGAACUCUGUAGUGCCCUGGCUAACCUUCAGACCAGUAAACCAGAUGCUAUAGAGCAGAUAUGUGUAUUGGAAUCCACGGAAAUCGCUUUGCUUAAUAAUAUCCUGUAUCAUGAAGGCUUUAAAAUGGCAAUGAGGAAAGUGUUGUCUUCAUUGACCCCGGAGAAAUUGUUGGAGGCCAUGGAUACUCAUUGUCAGAAUGAAAUGAGCUCUGGAAGUGGACAGAACGAGAAUUCAAUACAGAAUGCUCCUGACCCUUUGUAUGUGUUAGAUGUGUCUGAAGGCUUCUCUAUUCUUCCCAUAAUUGCGGGUAUGUUUGGGCAGGUUAAAGCUUACAGUUCUGUGGAGAAAGACCUACAUCGUAUUACUCUGGAUCUCAUUUCUGAAGCUAAUCACUUUCCUAAAGAAACACUUGAGUUUUGGCUGAGGCACGUGGAGGAUGAAUCUGCUGUGUUACAGAGGCCAAAAUUAGACAAAUUGUGGAGCAUAAUCAUAUUGGAUGUCAUUGAACCAUCUGGGCUCAUUCAGCAGGAAAUAAUGGAAAAAGCUGCAAUAUCCAGGAGCCUUUUCCCAAACAACCUGUCAGAUACAUUUGUUUCAACUUUAUACGUACCCAGGAAAGUUGCAUAUAUAAAGGGAGUUUUUGAAUUUCCAUAUGAGUGUUUGCUGCAAUCUGGAGGCAAGAUCUUCCCUCAGUAUGUGCUGAUGUUGGGGUUGCUUGUGGAAUCACAGACACUGGUAGAAGAGAGCGCUGUUCAAGGAACAGAACAUACUCUUGGAUUAAAUAUAGCACCAUUCAUUAACCAGUUUCAAGUACCCAUACGUGUAUUUCUGGACUUAUCCUCAUUGCCCUGUAUUCCUUUAAGCAAGCCAGUGGAACUCUUAAGAUUAGACUUAAUGACUCCAUAUCUGAAUACCUCCAACAGAGAAGUAAAGGUACACAUUUGUAAAUCUGGACAAGUGACUGCCAUUCCAUUUUGGUAUCAUAUAUACCUUGAUGAAGAGACUAGGUUGGACACAUCAAGUGAAGCCUCCCACUGGAAACAAGCUGCAGUUGUUUUAGAUAAUCCCAUCCAGGUUAAAAUGGGAGAGGAACUUGUACUCAGCAUCCAGCAUCACAAAAGCAAUGUCAGCAUCACAGUAAAGCAAUGAAGAGAAGUUCUCUAAUGAAAAACUGUUCAAAUAGAGAAGCAAGUAAAAAUUCUCAUGUUCUCAAUUAAUGGCGUUGCAAUCAUAAAAUAGGGUAUAAGAAUUUAAUUCCUUCUAACAAUCAACUAUUUUAAAAAUUGACCUUAAUAAAAUAGUAAUAAAUUAAAAAGUAGCAUUAUAGUAAAAAUAUUGCUGCAGACUUCCUUUCUGGAAAAGGGUGUACCAUUAUUUGCUGUUUAAAUUAAGAAACCUUUUUAUUCACUUUUAUUGCUUGAUUUUACUAUACAUUCUGCUAAACACUUUCUGUAUUAAAGCUAUAAAGGUGAGGGUUACUUAGCCUCAUCCUUAUUGUCAUGUUAUUAGUAAGUAAAGCAAAAUAAAGCAAAACGUUCAGUUAUUAGGUUUUUCUUAAUUCCUAAUUUAUAAUUGGGAAACAUGAAGAACACUGGAGGGUUUUGGUUACCUGUUGAUUGCAACCUUGCUUCCUUCAAUACUCUGUACUUUGAAAACACCGUCUCAGGUUUUGUGUUUGGGGAAUGCAAACUUGAAUGAGAAUUUAAGCUAUAAACUAUCACUAGCUUAUUAUUUAAUAAUGAGUAAGAUUAGCUCCUAGUUAUUUCUUCUAGUAGCAAUAUAAGAUACAGGAAAUUUCAUUGUAGUUAUAUAAUUUCUAACCCUUUGUUGUUUUUGACUUACUUCAUUUUUACUGUGCUUCUAAUUAAGAAAUUUUGGGUAAAACUUAAGGGUUUAUGUUUUAAAAAAUGAGAGACAUGAAAAGUUGCAGAAAAUAAAUGAUAAAUCCUCAUUUAUUGAAAGACAUCCAGUUGAGAAAUAGAGAAAUAAUUAUUAGGUAAGCAUAUAUGGCACAUGAUUAUGAUUAAGUCCCACUAAUUCAUAUUUCUGAAUUACACUUGCUAAUUCCAGAGCAUUACAGUCAUGUAGCACUGGUAGAAAGCAGUUUUUUUUUUUUUUUUUUUUUCUUUUCCUUCUGUCCAUCCUCUUGAUAAAGCAAUGUAAGAUCAGGAACAUUCAGUUUGGAUUGUUUUCUACCAUGUGAGUAUGUGAUGCUCUAAUGUUAAGAAAUCAACUCUAAGUCUAGGAAAUUUAGACUGAUUAUUUGUGAUAUACAAAAUGUAAUUACAUAAAUCCAAUAGUUGUACCUGGCUUUCACCUAUCUUAGUGUUGAAAAUUUCCAUCAUUUAUGGCUCAUCCCAAGCACAAAAUCCUGAGCAAUGGGAUACCAGGUAAUCAGAUAAUAUGGUAGUAGCAGUUGCUUUUGCACACUGUUCAGGAGGCCACAGAUUGAUCUGAAGUUUCCUUCUUCUCUUCAGUAGUAUCACUCAAUAUUUCAUCACGUAUCUUAGCUGUAGUAGGUGUAGUCUGGGGUGUCACAGUAUGUCCAAACCCUUGGUAGUGACCCAUGGGUGAAGGUGGCAUAGAAGAGGCAACAGAAAUUGCAUCUUGUGAUGACGAUGAUAACAAGCUUGUAUGUUCAUUUUGAUCUUGAUCCUCAGGAAAAAAUUUUUUCCUAGGAUGUCCCAUGACUGUCCUUCCUUUAAAGUAAUAGAAAGGUUUCCAAGUUAGCCAAAAGUUAAGUUACUUUGACCACUAUAAACUCACCAUUCUCUAAAUAGGCUUCCAUUCCACAUAUGAAGAGUGUCUAGCAUGGUACAAAGUCCUUCAGUCAGUUACACAGAUACUAAUUACUUUAUUAAGAGAAAAAUAUUAACCUACCUAUCUGGAUGAAUUAAAUGGCUGGUACUUACCAACAUGCCGUACUUGUUCAGAAAUAUCAUCUCUAAUAUCUGAAACAUCCCACAUGGCAAGAAAAGAAUCAAAGCAUGACCCUUCUUCUGCUUCUUGGACAUAGGGUUUGUAUGAGAAAGUGUAGUGAUGAGCAAUAGCAGCAAGGAACAUCUCAAUACAGAUAAUGAAGUCCUACAACAAUAACAAAAGUAUUACUCCUCUUUGGGUUUACAUCUAGUUUUCUAGGUAUGGGAGAAGCUUUUUCUCCCUUUUCAAAAGUACUUAAGUAUCAACAGCUUGUUUUUCAGAAGAUUAUAUUCAUUUUCCAUUUUUUUUCCCCAAAUAAUUAUUUUUGACCUCUUUAAAAAAACAAAGAGAUGGACAAAAUGCCAGAAUCUAAAUCUAUCUUGUACUCCCUUCAAUCAAGUAUUUCUUAGUAAAGUACAAGUAUUCUUAACCCACUGCCCAAGAACUAAGGAGAAAUGCAGAAAUAUAAAUGGACUGGGCAUAACAAAAUCCAGGUACUACUUGUAGCUCUGCUGCAAAUUAGUCAUUAUUUAUUUCAUCUGUAAAGUGAGGACAAUAGUAGCCCCAAAACCUAUGUUAUAGGGUCUAGUGGAGCUGAUAUGUGAAAGUGCUUAACAAAUAGUAAGGUUGUAUAGAACUCAGAGACAGUACUACUAACCUGGAGUCCUGUAGCCACAGCUUCUACAGUUUGCCAUUCCCAUGUAUGCUUUUCAGAAAUAACACCAACUUUUACCAAUAUAGCAAUAACUGCUGCUUGCCUAUAUUUUAGGAAAAGGUAAACACCAAAUCUAUAUCAAGCAUAAAAUGAGCAGUUGUUUUAAAAAUAUGCCAUUAAAAAAAACUAAUCCCCAGUAUGCAACCUGUGGACUGCCUCCAUCCCACACCCCUCAUUCCUUCCCAUCCCCAAUUACCACCACCACCUUGCAUUUACAGCAUUUAGAAAUGUGGCACAUUCCUUUUAUGAGGAAGGUAGGUAUCUAUAUAAAUAUAUUGCUUUACAAGUUUUAUUGUUUUGUUUUGGUUCGAAUUUUGAUUUUUCUCAUAGCUUCAGUACUUGGAUGAUACACUGUUUUUUGCUCUGAAAGUAUGCACAAGCAAUUAAAGUCUAAGUUCUUCCUAUAGAUAGACAGUGCCUAACACCUUCAACAAUAGGCACUUAAAAUUAAAUAAAGAACAGAUAUUCAAAUGUUUAUACAUGAAUUAAUUGACUUUUUAAAAACCAGCCAUUUUGAAAAUAGUCUUGUUUGAAGUACUGGUGCCAGCGACAAACUCAGAAGGGAUCUGACUCCAAGAGAGGGAAUCAUGCAGAAGCAUUUCAAGCAAAUCUAGGGCUAUGAUGUCAGGUUAAAUUUAAACAGUAAUGAAAAAGACAAGCUUUCAUAGUUAUAUACACAAGAACAUUUACCAGUGUUUCUUGUAAUGGCGGAAAAAUUAGAAACAACCUAUAUGUCAGUCGUUUGGCUAAAAAUUCCUAUCUACAUGAAAAAAUACUAAGCAAAAAAAAACCCAAAAAGCUCUCUUUACUGACAGAAAAUUAUAUUUACAGUAUUACUGAACAUAUAAUUCAGUUAUACAAGUUUUUAUAGUAUAAAAUCAUUUCUGUAGAGUUUUAUGUAAGACAAUUGUACACCAAAAUGUAAAUCAUUCUUUCUGGGUGGUGUGUUACUUGCAUUCUGGUUAAUAUAUUUGUUUCUAGGUUCUCUGCCCAUCCUUGUACUAAACAUGUAUCAUUUUGCCUUCUGUUUUAAAAAAUGUUUUACUGACAAACAUUUCCUCAUAUCAUUAAAUAUUCUACAGUGUUUUUCUUCCAAACUGUAUAGUAUUCUAUGACAGCACCAUGAUUUACUUUAAUGAUUUCUCUAAUGCUAGCAUGUAUGUCUCAAAUUAUUUUCCUAAUAUGUUUUAUUAACCAUUUGAUUAUAUCUUUAUGAAGCUCUUAGAACGGCUAAAGAUGACCUUUUUAAAAGGUAAGUGAGGACAUUUUAAAUCUAUUUUCUGCAUUAAAAUUUUUAAAAUGCUCCCUACUAAACAGUUUUAUCAACCUUUAGAAAGUGAGAACACUUAAUAGACAGCAACACUUACCAAAAGGAAACAAAAACCACCAGCUUUACACACAGAAAUUUGCCAACAGGUUGGAUUGGACUCAGUUCUUCCUUUAGUACUUUAUAAAAUAGCAGGAGACAAUACAUGGCAAACUGGAAACAAUUAAGAUUUAACAUUGGAACUUCUUCAAUAAGAAAAACUAAAUAUGGUAAUAGAAAUAUUUUAAGUUAUAAACCAGAAACACGGUAGAGAA